AUGUCAGUAACUCUACACACCAGCCUAGGCAAUAUCAAAAUCGAAGUAUUUUGCGACAGUGUACCCAAAACGGCAGAGAACUUCCUCGCCCUCUGCGCCUCCCACUACUACGACUCUUCCCCCUUCCACCGACUAAUCCCCACCUUCAUGAUCCAAACCGGCGCUCCCUCGCCCUCCAACCCCCUUCUUCCCUCUCCUCCCCCUCCAAAAGGCGGCACCUCCAUCUGGGACGUUCCUUUCGCCGACGAAAUCCGACCUUCCCUGCGCCACCACGCCCGCGGUAUCGUCUCCAUGGCCAACAAAGGUCCCGAAACGAACGGCUCUCAAUUUUUUAUCCUCUUUGCCCCCGCGCCGCAUCUCGAUGGCCAGAAUACCGUGUUUGGACAUGUGAUUGGGGAGGAGAGUUUGAGGGUUUUGGGAGAGUUGGAGGGGUUAGAGGUCGAUAGGAAGAAUAGACCUAAGGAGAAGGUGGUGAUUGAGAGCGUGACGGUGCAUGCUAAUCCGCUGGCGGGGUGA
Messenger RNA from Botrytis deweyae, 516 nucleotides. RefSeq lists its product as uncharacterized. The coding region runs from base 1 to 516 and encodes 171 amino acids. Lineage: Eukaryota; Fungi; Ascomycota; Leotiomycetes; Helotiales; Sclerotiniaceae. Gene Ontology annotation, cellular component: catalytic step 2 spliceosome. The transcript has 2 exons. Gene Ontology annotation, biological process: protein peptidyl-prolyl isomerization; protein folding. The record is from RefSeq and is a predicted model, not a curated record. Gene Ontology annotation, molecular function: peptidyl-prolyl cis-trans isomerase activity.